Opisthocomus hoazin is the source of this 1228-nucleotide messenger RNA. NCBI's taxonomy places the organism in Eukaryota, Metazoa, Chordata, Aves, Opisthocomiformes, Opisthocomidae. The record is from RefSeq and is a predicted model, not a curated record.
GGCCAAGGCUUUUCGUGGGAAAAAGGUCCAUGGAGAAUAUGACAUAAAGGUUGAACAGGCAGAAUUUUCAGAAAUCAACUUGAUAGCCCAUGCUGAUGGCAAUUAUGCAGUCGAUAUCCAAGUCUUUCGAAAUGGCACUAAAGUUGUCAGGUCGUUCAGGCCUGAUUUUGUCCUUGUUCGACAACAUUCGUUCAGCAUGGCAGAAAACGAAGAUUUCCGUAACUUGAUCAUUGGAAUGCAGUAUGCCGGCAUCCCGAGCGUCAACUCCCUGGAGUCGGUCUACAACUUCUGCGACAAACCGUGGGUGUUUGCCCAGCUGGUAUCUGUCUACAAAACUUUGGGUCCAGAGAAGUUCCCUCUAAUUGAGCAAACAUUCUAUCCAAAUCAUAAGGAAAUGCUAACAAUGCCAGCCUUUCCUGUUGUUGUGAAGAUUGGACAUGCUCAUUCCGGCAUGGGAAAGAUCAAGGUAGACAACCACUACGAUUUUCAGGACAUAGCCAGCGUGGUAGCACUUACUCAGACCUACGCCACUACUGAACCCUUCAUAGACUCCAAAUAUGACAUCAGGAUCCAAAAGAUAGGCAGUAACUACAAAGCAUACAUGAGAACUUCCAUAUCUGGCAACUGGAAGACAAACACAGGUUCUGCAAUGUUGGAACAGAUUGCGAUGUCAGAUAAGUACAAGCUUUGGGUUGACACCUGUUCUGAAAUAUUUGGUGGUUUGGACAUCUGUGCUGUUAAAGCUGUACACGGAAAGGAUGGGAAAGAUUAUAUUUUUGAGGUCAUGGACUGUGCAAUGCCUCUGAUUGGUGAGCAUCAGACUGAAGACAAGCAACAUAUAACUGAUCUAGUCGUAAGCAAAAUGAACCAAAUGUUGUCCAAAACUCCCAUACCGUCUCCUCAGAGACCCACUGCCACUCAGCAGCCUCAGAGUGGAUCACUAAAGGAGCCAGAGCCAAACAAAAUCCCACCUCAGCGACCACCACCUCAAGGGGGCCCAGUGCAACCCCAAGGAAUGCAAUCCCAAAGCCAGGAGCCAUUGCAGCCCCAGCGCGUCCCGCAGCAGAAGCCGCAGUCUCAUCCACAGCUGAACAAGUCGCAGUCUUUGACAAAUGCCUUCAGUUUCACAGAAUCAUCCUUCCUCCUGUCAUCUGUGAAUGAAGAUGAAGCAAAAGCUGAAACGAUUCGAAACUUGAGGAAAUCCUUCGCUAGUCUUUUUUCUGAUUAG